Stylophora pistillata is the source of this 2295-nucleotide messenger RNA. Its product is annotated as transmembrane protein 115. Gene Ontology annotation, biological process: retrograde vesicle-mediated transport, Golgi to endoplasmic reticulum. The record is from RefSeq and is a predicted model, not a curated record. Gene Ontology annotation, cellular component: membrane; Golgi apparatus. Lineage: Eukaryota; Metazoa; Cnidaria; Anthozoa; Scleractinia; Pocilloporidae.
AUAUGGCCGCUCUUGAUCUCGAUCGUGUGAAGGCACAAGUAAACAAGGCGUUGGGGGAUGCCUCAGUGGUUGUAAAGUUUUCCUGUGCAACUGUGUGUCUGUUGUAUUGCUUGAGUUUUUUGCCUACUGUCUAUUCUGUGCUAGCUGUUACCCCUGGAUUCAUUAUUCCACCACAUUUCAGAAUAUGGACCUUAAUAACUGGAGGUUUUAUAGAAUAUAGAGUAUGGAAUAUGCUCAUAGACAUUGGAGUUCUUGUGUUGUGUGGGCAGCUAUUAGAGCCUCUUUGGGGAGCACUUGAAUUUUUGAAAUUUGUCUUGAUCUUAGAUAUAGGAACAUCACUUAUCACUUCAGCUGUUUGUGUAAUAGCAUAUGUGGCAACAUUUGACACGCAUAUGUGGUUCUUACAGUUCAGUGGUAUGACUGGAAUUUUAUCUGGGAUGAUGGUUGCAUUUAAACAGAUCAAACCUGAACAGGAAGUAAGCUUGUCCUCAAUUGGCCUUCGUGUCAAGCAUGUGCCAUCUUUAGUUGUUCUUGUAUACAGCAUCCUGUGCAUACUCGGUGUUUUUCCCAUCAUUCUUCUGGUCAUGGUUCUAUCAGGAACAAUGAUUGGCUGGGUUUAUUUGAGAUUUUAUCAGCCUCGUGGCAAAGGGGUUAAAGGAGACCUGAGUGAAAGUUUCUCCUGUGCGAGCUUUUUCCCAGAGGCUGCACAGCCACCAGUGAGGACAAUAUCAACAAUUAUAUUCAACACAAUGAUUCGUUUGAAAGUGUGCCACAAACCUAUUAGAACAUAUGAUGUGGGAGCACCAUCAGCAAUAACAAUCAGUUUACCAGGAAUGGAUCCAGCUGAUGCUGAAAGAAGAAGACAAAAGGCUCUGAAAGCCUUAAAUGAAAGGCUUCAAAAAUUGGAGCAGUCCACCAGUUGGCCUUCUCUUGAUGGACCAGAAGGAAAAGACAGUCCACAAAGUCCAGGUGCUGUGGAAGAGGUGCCUGAAAUAGUGGUUGAUCAGGGUACAUCAAAAAGGACCGAAGGAGUGCCAAAUGGUUCAAGCGUCCCGACGUAACAGAUGGAGUUUGCUCUGGCAGAGUUGUUCAAAGUACAGUUGAGUUUAAUUCAGCCCCUGUAACAUUAUGCAGUAAACCCUGGAAUAGUGCUAGAUAGCUUUUGAUCAGCCUGGCCCAGUUUUUGACUUUGAUUAAACGUAUAUAAGUAGUUACCAAUACUCAACUGAUGUACUCCGCUCUGGGUGAGGGUAAAGUCACUAGUUAGGUAAAAUAUGCAGACACUGCAAUAAAGAUAAGCGUUCAGGUCAACUCCGUCAAAGCCUAUAGUGGAUGUAGUUCACAAGGGGCAGACACAGUUUAAAGAGUCAUUCUGCAUGGCUUUGAAUCUUACAGCACAGGUGGAUGUACAAAUUUUAAAGGAGAUAGAAAUUAAACUACGGACUGAGUAUUCGUUUUUGUCAGCGGAAGAAAUCUAUUUUACGAACGGGUUGGAAAGAGAAUAAGCCAUGGCGAGCUAUCGGUUUAAUGAAGCGUUAUAUGUUAAAUUUUGUCUUGUUUACAGUGUUAUUGAAUGAAUGACCGUUUCAUUAAAGCUAUGCAUAUGGUAUGAUGAUAGUGCGCCUUUCAAUUGUGUGUCGCUUGAACAAAACCAAAGAAAUUAAACGACUAGUCAAGACAAAGGUAAAUCUUACCAAGAGCCAUUGAGAACUUAAAGUAAAAAGGGGGAAAAGCGCGGGAAAACGCCAACGACCAGGGUUAAGUUUAGUGUGUGAUUGGUUGAAAGGGUAGCACGCAUUUUCUCGAUCGACUGCAAAACGAGGUAAAGCAAGAGCGUUGUUCAGAUUACUUUCGACACUCAGGGAAAAUUGGCUCUAUUCUUUGUUCGUUUAUUUAUGUAUUUAUAUUUUAUGCAUUAAUUGUAGAAUAAUGGGAAAUUUGGCGACAAUAAAGGACAUGGCGAAAACAAAAAUUAUGAAUGAAAGUGUAAAUGUAAACGAAUCACAGCAUAGCGCUUCCCUUUCAGGAGUUAUCGAUACGCUACCGAGCUUUUUGCUGGAAGGGUUUUGAAGUUUCAACAACCUAAGAGGAGAAGCGCUUUCUGAAAAGCGAUUCUCGUAUUUUCACGAAUAUCUAUAGCCAAGCUUGGUUGGUUGGGAGAUGCGGAUGUGAAAAUCCGCAAAACGCUUAGUGAAGUAUUUAUAAACGUACCUUAAAGAUAGUUAUGAAGAGAAUGAACAAGAGUUAGCCUAGUAAAAGGAAAUGUUAUAAAUAAAAUAAUGAAAUUUAUGUGAA